ACAGCCUUUCCCUUGAUGGCCGAGGGCUGACUCGGGAGGCUCUCUUUCUUUCUCGGGGGAGCCUUCUCCUUCUUCUUCGGCUGGCAUGGGGCUGGGAAGGGGCUUUGGCGGUGGCGGUGGCGGGGCAGAGCCCUCCGGGGCCGCCCAGCUCCUGGCAGCCUCCCUCCUGAGCCUCUGCUUCCUGCUCCCUGGAGCCCACAAUGGGACCCCUGAGCCUCCCAUGGUUCUGGUGGAAGGAGACAGUCUCGCCCUGAGAUCCCAUCCUCUCCCAGAAAACGCCACUCGAUGUACUUGGUACCGAGGGACAGGCUUUAUGGGCCUCAUCUUUAGCCUUUCCCUCCCUGCAAGCAUCUUGCCCUCACUGUAUGGGCCUGGCUACACAGGGCAUGAGCGCAUGGACUGGGACUGCUCCAUUCGCUUCCGGAAGGUAGAAGUAAGGCACUCGGGAACCUACACACGCGAAGUGGAAGGGCCUGGGCUGGAAGAAACGUUGACACUGGACCUCCAGGUCGUAGAGAUUCUGUCCAAACCCACGCUGUCUAUCUCUUCCAAACGUUUUCCGAGAGAGGCCCUUGACUCCCUUCAACUGACAUGUGACACCAAGGCGACCCAUGCCAACAUCAGCUGGCUCUUGAACGGCAGUCGAGUGGAAACGAGCCCCCGAAUCCAGCUCUCCGACCGCAAUCGCACCCUGGCCAUCCAACAGGUUCUCCGUGAAGAUGCUGGGAAUUACCAGUGCCAAGUGUUCAAUUUAGCCUUCAACAAAAUAAGCAACGUCUUAUAUGUCCCUGUGGUCUAUCCUCCUUUUCCAGACAGCCUGGGAUCUGGAGCCAUUGCUGGGAUCGUCAUCGGGAGCUUGGCUGUGGGACUGGCGCUGGUGGGAGCCCUGGCUUACUUCUUUCUCCGGAUUAAUCGUAAAGGCAAGGAAACGGCUUCUGCAUCGGUCUCAUACGCACCUUCUUCCCAUGGGAAUGUUGUCCUUUAAGGAGAGAUUAUCACUGCGACCUUGCAACACGGAGGCCCACAUGUCUAUGAAGAAGCGAUUCUUAUGGAUGAACCAACCAGCAUCUCCUCUUCUGCUGCCUUUAGCUUGGACCACUUUCUUCCAUUCAGAUAAAAGCUGUUCCUUUCACCCUCGGCUGAGUGAUUUUAGGGGCUCACCCCAUUCUUCCCCAAAAGGCUACAAAUGGAUUUGGCUUCUUCAGCUUGAAAACACCCUCUUUUCCCAAACAAAGGAGACAGUUUGGAGCAUGGCGGCCAAUACUUGUAGACGCAUCCUGGGAGAACCUCUGCUCACAUGGAAAGAAUAUUUCCUAUUAUUCAUUUCUCAAAUAAAAAAAUAA
Sceloporus undulatus (fence lizard) is the source of this 1343-nucleotide messenger RNA. RefSeq names its product carcinoembryonic antigen-related cell adhesion molecule 1-like. Gene Ontology annotation, molecular function: protein tyrosine kinase binding. The transcript has 6 exons. NCBI's taxonomy places the organism in Eukaryota, Metazoa, Chordata, Lepidosauria, Squamata, Phrynosomatidae. The record is from RefSeq and is a predicted model, not a curated record. Gene Ontology annotation, biological process: regulation of immune system process; signal transduction. Gene Ontology annotation, cellular component: plasma membrane; cell surface. The coding region runs from base 86 to 985 and encodes 299 amino acids.